Haplochromis burtoni (Burton's mouthbrooder) is the source of this 810-nucleotide messenger RNA. RefSeq lists its product as uncharacterized. NCBI's taxonomy places the organism in Eukaryota, Metazoa, Chordata, Actinopteri, Cichliformes, Cichlidae. The record is from RefSeq and is a predicted model, not a curated record.
CUGAGCUGGUGAGUCCUGUCAGCGUACGCCAGAUGUUCAUUUCUAACCUGAGGAACCGUCCUUUGAGCCCCAGCCAGGUGGACUCUAUGAAAAAUCUGGUCCUCUCAUUAAACCACAACCUGGUUACGGGGACGAAGGCGUUUCCUUAUAUUGCCUUCAGGGGAUUCUUUAACAAACUGCUGCUGACGACACCUUUCACCCAUGUGCCAGAGAGUCAGUUGGAGAACACCACUCCAUCUCCUCCUACCAACUCACCAGCUGGUUUAAUGGUGCCGUCUGCAGGGUCCCACCUCCAUUCACGGUUCCUCACACCUCUGCUUCCAGAGAAGGCAGAUCUUUCUGUCCUGAAGGCAGAUCAGAGGAAUUGCGUCUGCACCCUGGAUGUCGACGGCGACACCAUCACCAGAGUCAUUUCCACUGUGUAUUGCACAGAGGAAAGGGAAAUGACAAAUCGAUGGAGAGUUACGGACUACACCUCUGACGGCAGAGUAAUCAUGUCGGUGCUCUGCCAGUUUCUGAAGAGGUUUACACAGGGUGCAAAGAGGAAGCCUGCAGAGGAGGAGAGCAGCAGCAGGAGCCCCACUCCACCAAGGAAACGUCUCCGGCUGUGAUCAGUAAUGAAGCCUUUCCUGGACAUAUGGAACAUGGAUGUUACAUAUGGAUGUUUCCUCGUGCUUUGGAGCAAACUUUCUAACUCCUCAUGUCUGCGCUGUGUCUGGAAAGGCUGGAAACACCUCUCCAUCUUACACAGAGACCAUCAUGAUGCGGCUAGUCUGAGGAGUUAUUUCUGUACAUAUGUAUAUAGUUUUU